AAUUGAGUUAAAGUCGAUCAUUUAACAUGACGAGCACCUGUCCGUGGGGUGUUCCGGCGACGGAACCUACGAAGCCGCAGCCGAGCAUGCAGGACCUGAUGGACGAGGCGAUGGCUCUAAGUCUUUACGAGGAGGAAGUCAACGCUCUGCAGCGGGAGAUCAAUCCUGAGUAUCAGAGCAGCAUCUUCACCACCCUGGAACGGAGCAAGGAGAGACGCGAGCAGGACCGCAACAAAGACCUGCUGAAUGCCGACAGCUUCGACUUCGAUGUUGAGGCUUCGGGUGAGGGUGCAGUCGCUCCCUCCGUGCUAAUGCGUACACCUGCUGCAGCUGCAGGAGACGCCGCGCUUGCUCGUGCCCGCGUCAACGGCUCCUUAUCCAUGGAGGACGCAGCGCACGGAGCUGGCAGUGGUAAGGGCUUCACGUCACUCAGGGAACAUCAGAGACGCCAGCUUAAAAGCGAGAAGAAGGGCUUUGGCGCCGGUCGAGUGGAAUCCGAGAUUCACGCCACGGCAGACGGCGUCAUGGACGAACGCACCACUUUGAUUCUGCAGAAAAUGAUCAACAAAGGAGAUUUGGACGAGGUCCACGGCUGCGUGCAGAGCGGCAAAGAGGCUCAUGUGUAUUUUGCUAUGGGCACAGACGAAGCCACGAUGCGACCAGUACAACUGGCAGUCAAGAUCUUCCGCACCACGCUGAACGAGUUCGGCAACCGUCACGAAUACGUGACUGGAGACCGUCGUUUCGAUCUGAAUUUCCAGAAGAAGGACCAACGGCGACAGAUCAAAGCCUGGACGGAUAAGGAGUUCCGCAACUUGUCUCGUGCUGCCAAGUGCAACAUCCGCGCCCCGACUCCGAUUGUAAGCAAGGAACAUGUGCUGGUCAUGCAGUUUGUGGGAGCCGAUGGCUGGCCUGAGCCGACACUGAAGGAUGUGCUGGCGGACUUGUCCCCCAAGCAACAAGCUCGUACAUACGCUGACAUCCUGCAGGCCACGCGAGCGCUGUACCAACGUGCGCACUUGGUUCACGGCGACCUGAGCGAGUACAACAUCCUGUUCGCCCACCGCGAGAAGCGCAUUUGGCUUAUUGAUUUCGGUCAGGCCGUUGAUCGCUCACACCCUGACACAGAGAACUUGCUGCGACGAGAUUUGCACACGAUUAACAGGUUCUUCCAACGAGGCGAUCUGCUCGAAGCUACAGCUGACCGAGUUGGUUUGCUAUCGGAUGAGAAGGCAGAUGACUGA
Molecule: messenger RNA, 1244 nt
Organism: Phytophthora infestans T30-4
Lineage: Eukaryota; Oomycota; Peronosporomycetes; Peronosporales; Peronosporaceae
Product: protein kinase
Exons: 2
Coding region: 27-1244 (405 amino acids)
Biological process (GO): protein phosphorylation
Molecular function (GO): protein serine/threonine kinase activity; ATP binding
Source: RefSeq, a predicted model, not a curated record